This is a messenger RNA of Brassicogethes aeneus, 2493 nucleotides long. NCBI's taxonomy places the organism in Eukaryota, Metazoa, Arthropoda, Insecta, Coleoptera, Nitidulidae. The record is from the annotation of a GenBank genome assembly.
AGUACACAGUUGCCUAAAUUAAGGCGUGUUUUGGUUAUUUUCUAUGGUUAUGAUGUCAUCAAAUAAAUUAUAGGUUUUUCUAUGCUAAACCUCUAAAAAAAUAAUGUAAAUAAGUUAUCAUACACAUUUACAACCCACCUAAAGGUAAAUAAAGGCACCACUAUGGCUGAAAAAAAACUUAAUAUGAAGGAAGCAGAGGCCUCUGCAAAGGAAAAGGCCACUAGGCAGGUGAUAACAAUGUUCCAAAGACCUGGUCAAAUAGAAAAAAUAGAACAGUACAAGAGAAGAGUAGCUCGACAGAAGGCUUCUUUUGAAGCUCUCUCAAAGUCAGCUUCGCAAAAGCAAAUCGAUGGUGUGAGAAAAGCGUUAACAAUGCUAAAAAAAUGUUCAGAAACGGUAAAAGAAAUAAACGGGAGUGUGCAAGGGUUAAACAAACUAUUUGACGUCGUUCCAGUACUUUAUAACAGUUUAAACGAGGUUAGAGAUGAAAAUAUGAGGCAUUCUCAAUAUGUUACAGCAAUAGAGAAUCACAAGCACAUAUUCACAAUGCCUGCAAGUGUAGAGAAAACGAAGCAGUGGAUAAAUGAGGCUAAAUUGUUGCAUACACAUCAAAGUUUAAGGGAUCUGGAGACUUCUCGUGAUGACUUAUUAUUUGAGUUACAUAAACUCCCAAACCAAUCAGUGCACGAUAAAUCUAUGCUUAAAGCGUACUUUUCUGAAGUGGAAGUGCUAUCUCAGCUUCUGGAAAAGCAAAUGCGUAUUAUAUUAUCAAGAACAUUAAACACAGUUCGUAAGGAUCCAAGUAUUAUAGUUACUGUACUAAGAAUAAUAAAAAGGGAGGAGGAAUUCGAUCAGGACUCUGUCAAACGCGAAAAACAAACGGGGUUUAUUUCGCCUGGCAGGCCCAAGAAAUGGAAGAAAAUGCUGUUUGAAAUACUGGAAAAAUCAGUUGCUACAAGAAUUGAAGGUACACAAGUUGAUGAGAGAGAUGACAAUAAACUUUGGCUUAUAAGAUAUUUAGAAUUAAUCAGACUACUUAUUGUGGAGGAUUUAAGAGUGGUCAAACAUUUAUGUGUGCCUUGCUUUCCACCUGAAUACGAAAUAAUGAAGAAAUAUAUUGAUAUGUAUCAUAAUUCCUUGUCUAGACAUCUACAAGAAAUAAUACAGAAUGGUUUGGAAGGUAAUGAGUAUGUAACCAUUUUAUCAUGGAUUAACCAAACAUACAAAUCGAGAGAUUUGUUGGGUCACCCUGAUUUAAGUGAAGAUACGAAAAAUCUAGGACCCCUACUGCCCAAGGCUGUUGUAGACAGAUUGGAAAAGGAUUAUUUAACGAAUAUUGAUCGAAAUUAUGGCGAAUGGAUGCAAAAUACCCUAACGUCAGAAAUGAACGAAUGGAGUUCAGUUGAAGAGUUAAAUCUGGACUCUUAUUCCAGGCAACCAGCGCCCCUAAUAAUAUUCCAAAUGAUAGAUCAAAAUUUACAAGUCACAAAAACUAUGAGAGUUGAAUUAACUUUAAGCGUGUUAAGUCUCAGCAUUGACCAUUUAAUAAAAUUCAGCGAAUCAUACAAGACAAGUAUUAUAGACUUCAAAAAUCGGUAUUUUGCUGAUAGAAAACAAGUUCCAUAUUUCACGCAGAACAUGAUCUUAAUAAUAAACAACUGUCACCAAUUUAUAAAAUUAGGCUCAGAGUUGGAGAAGCAUUAUUCUGAAAACCUCGAUAUCACAGAUGUACCAGAAAAGAUACGCAGCAUGGAGAGGCACUUUUUGGAUCUGCGUAAUGAAUCGUGUGCGUAUCUUCUACAAGAAGUGUCUACUGAUCUGGAGGAGUAUUACAACGAAUUAUUCACGCCAAACUGGCUGAAAACUCAAGACGCCGCCAUAGAUACCAUACAUUUGACGCUGGUGGAUUAUUUCAAGGAUUACCAACAUUUAGUCGACGAAAAUUACAAGUACAUAGCUGAAACAGCGAAGAAUACAGUUGCGAAAAGAUAUUUGACUUGUUUGCUAUCAAAACGCUUGACCGUCAAGACUUUUGAGGAGUGUAGGAGGGUGGCCGAUAAAAUAAAGCAUGAAACCAACAAGUUGUCGCAGUUGUUUGUCAAUUUGUGUAAAAUUACCGAUGAAAAGGAUAAUCCUUUCAAAUGUAUUUUUAUGUUGUGCGAGAUUAUAAGUAGUGACGGCGAUAUGGUCUCCUUUGAGCUGCAUAGAGCCGUCGAACAAUAUCCGGAUAUAUCUGAAGAUCACUUGCUUAGAUUGUUGAAUUUCAGGGGUGAUAUUCCAAGGGCGGAUAUCAAGGACAAGAUACAAGCUGUGGAAAAACCCAAGGGCCAUUACCGAAGCACAAUUUUUAGCACUAUUGUAUUCCAGAAACAGAUCAUUUCUUUCUAAUUUAUUGAAAUUAUAUUAAAGUAAAAUUGGUUACUUUUUGGUGUUUUAUUGGCAGAGAAGGUGGUAAUAUGGAACCCCCUAUAGAAUAAAAUGCGAUAGUUACAA